Messenger RNA from Andrographis paniculata, 2517 nucleotides. RefSeq names its product QWRF motif-containing protein 2-like. Lineage: Eukaryota; Viridiplantae; Streptophyta; Magnoliopsida; Lamiales; Acanthaceae. Gene Ontology annotation, biological process: spindle assembly; centrosome cycle. Gene Ontology annotation, cellular component: centrosome; nuclear microtubule; cytoplasm. Gene Ontology annotation, molecular function: microtubule binding. Bases 379 to 2124 code for a protein of 581 amino acids. The record is from RefSeq and is a predicted model, not a curated record. The transcript has 6 exons.
AAGAUGAUUCCUUCUUUCAUUAACAAAAGGCGUUCCUAUAGAUUGUUUUUUUGUUUUUGCUAGCGUCACGUCACGUCACGUAACAUAACGUAAACCAAAUUUCACUCUAUCUCCAUCCCCACUCUCUCUCUCUCUCUUGCCUCGCCUCGCCGGAAAAUCUACAUCUUCUUCGUAUUCACAUUUCACGGCGUAUCUUGUGCUCACUCCGCCGCGUUGAAUCGCCGCGCGGAAAUCUUUCGGACAGAUUAACAUUCGUUUGUUUGCUUUCUGGAAGACCUAUUUGCGCUACGGUGGACUUUCCACAUCUUGUUUCAUACAAUGUGAGCGGUUCGGUUCGAUCUCCUUAUUUGGUCCGUAGAUGCGGUCCUGAUCGCGACGAUGGUGGCCGCCGCCGUUUCUGGCGAUGCGCAGACUCCCAAAUUCAGGGAUGAGCAUUCCAGAAGACCGCCGUCGCUGAAGGACAACAGCAAUGGCGUCGGCGUCCAUAGAAAACCUAAAUCGAGAAGCGUCUCCUCGCGAUAUAUGUCCAUGUCGUCCCCUUCGACGACCUCGACCUCCACUUCCUCCUCGAACUCCUCGUCUUCAGCUUCUUCCUCUUCUCGAAGGUUCCCCUCUCCCUUAAUCCCGCGGAACUCGGCUUCGGCUUCCGCCAGCCCCCGCCGCUCCGCAUCUGUCGAUCGGCGUCGCGCCGCUGCGUCCCGGCCGUUGAUCCCCGAGCUGGAUGUCUCCGUCUCCGCAGCCACAAAGCUUCUGGCAACUUCGACUCGGAGCCUGUCCGUAUCCUUUCAGGGAAAAGCAUUUUCCCUCCCAAUCAGUAAGGCCAAAGUGACGACGACACAAUCUUCCCCGAAUUUGCGAAAAGGCAUGCCGGAGAAACGGCGCACAAUCACUCCGUUAAAAGGGGAAGGAAAUCAUCAACCCGAUCAAUAUCUACGGUGGCCGGCGGUGACUUCUAAAGGGUUUGGAUCUGGGAAUGGGAAGCUGAGUUAUCAGUCCAUGAUUGAUGAGAGGAGUUGUAGGCCUUCUCUCCACGAUAAUAAUGUGUUACACGAUUCUCUAUGGGUGCCUUCCGAUUCUGAUAGUGUUUCUUCAGGCAGCACUAACUCGGGACCUAAAGACUGUAGCCGUGGUCGGAAUGUGGCCCAUGGUAUUAUUGCUUCCGCAAGGUUUUGGCAAGAAACCAACAGCCAGCUGAGGCGGCUGCAGGAUCCAGGGUCGCAUUUGGAAACGAGCCCUUUGGGGUCAAAACUGAUUGCGCCGCCAAAGUUGAGGAGGUAUUCAAGUGACGGUGGCCCUUCAAGGGCAAUAUCGCCAUCCCCUCCUGUUCGUCCUGCUGCUGGUGGUAGUGGUAUUAGACAGGCCUUUCCAAGUAAGGCUACAAAGUCUCCUUUGCGGGGGCAUAGUCCAUCGCGGAUAAGGAAUUCUGUGAGCACUAUUAGCAGCAAUUAUGUUGAGACGACGCCUUCGGUUCUUAGCUUUGCAGUGGAUGUUCGUCGGGGGAAGGUUGGAGAGAAUAGAAUUGUGGCUGCGCACUCGCUGAGGCUUCUUUAUAAUCGUCAUCUGCAGUGGCGGAUUGUCAAUGCCAGGAUGGAUUCUGUACUGUUUGUGCAGAAACACAAUACCGAGAAGCAUCUCUGGAACGCCUGGAUAACAACCUCAGAUAUACGAGAUACCCUCACCAGAAAAAUAUACAGACUGCGGCUGCUGAGGGCAAAGUUGAAACUAGCUUCCAUUAUCAAAGGACAAAUGACGUUUUUAGAAGAUUGGGCUUCUUUGGAGAAGGACCAAUCAAUUUCAUUGCUCAGUGCCAUUGAAGCUUUGAAGGCUAGCACUCUUCGUCUUCCUGUUAACGGGGGAGUAAUGGCAGACACGGUGAGCUUGAAGGAUGCCAUCCAUUCAGCCGUCGAUGUUAUACAAGCAAUGGGAUCAUCAAUACAUUCACUUUUACUAUUGGUUGAAGAAGUGAAUUGUCCUGCGACCGAAAUUGUAAAAGUUACAUCGAAGGAACGUGCAUUGCUCAAACAAUGCACUGAUCGCAUCUCCAUACUAACAGCCGCUCAGGUCGGAGAGAGCAGCUUGAGAAUGCAUAUAAUGCAGCAGUCCCGUAGAAGGAAACUAAACUAACUGACUGACUGACUGACUGAAUGACUGUAUUGAGACAUUAGGUUGGGUGUAGAUGCUAGCUAGCUAAUUGGAAAGACUGUGUGAUUAGGCAGGCAUUUUUUGCAGUGGUUUGUUGGUUCCGUAACGUAAUUACAGGAGAAAUGGUGAGUUUAGUGUUUAUGUCCUCUUCCUCUUUCUCUUCCUUUGUAAUUAGACAGAUAGAAUAGAAGGUAGGUUGCUCUCUCGCUCUAUAUUUUUCUUGGGUCCCGUUAAUGUGUGUAUUUGUUUGUGUAAAUGUAUUGUAAUGUAAUGUUAAGUGCAUUGUUAUGUGAUAGAGCGAGGAUGAUAUGUGUUGGAUUCUUUUUUUUUCUUUUUCUUGAAAUACAAAUGCAACUAUGCAAAUGGCUUCUUCUA